Molecule: messenger RNA, 678 nt
Organism: Sinocyclocheilus grahami
Lineage: Eukaryota; Metazoa; Chordata; Actinopteri; Cypriniformes; Cyprinidae
Product: ras-related protein ORAB-1-like
Exons: 5
Coding region: 1-663 (220 amino acids)
Biological process (GO): protein phosphorylation
Molecular function (GO): protein kinase activity; GTPase activity; GTP binding
Source: RefSeq, a predicted model, not a curated record
AUGGAGAUCUACACAGCUUCCUCAAAGCGACCCGCUAUGGUGAUGUUCCCAUGGUUGGGGGAUGAUCUACAUGUCUGUGUGGCUGACUUUGGCCUGUCUAAGAAGAUCUAUUCCAGUAACUACUAUAGGCAGAAGAAUAUGGAUGUUAACAUGCCUGUAAGGUGGAUGGCCAUAGAGAGUCUGUCUGACUUCUUCUAUACCACCAAGAGUGAUGUGGUUGUGUUUCUCAAUUUUAGUGACUACCUUUUCAAACUGCUCCUCAUCGGUGACUCUGGAGUCGGGAAGUCGUGUCUGCUGUUGAGAUUUGCUGAUGACACAUACACUGAGAGCUACAUCAGCACCAUAGGCGUGGACUUCAAGAUCCGCACCAUUGAACUUGAUGGCAAAACCAUUAAGCUACAGAUUUGGGACACUGCGGGGCAAGAAAGAUUUCGAACCAUCACCUCCAGUUACUAUCGAGGGGCUCACGGUAUCAUUGUGGUCUAUGAUGUCACGGAUCAGGAAUCAUAUAACAAUGUGAAACAGUGGCUACAGGAAAUAGACCGCUACGCAAGCGAGAACGUCAACAAGCUGCUUGUGGGGAACAAAUGUGACCUCACCACCAAGAAAGUAGUGGACUACACAACAGCCAAGGUAUUGAUGUGUCAAAAUAGAUGCAUCUAAUCUGUAUUAAUUUCU